AUGGCAAUAAAGAAGAACAACAUCAGUACUGUUCAAAAACUAGUAACACCGGGUGCUUUUAUCAUCAACAAAAAAUGUUAUCAAGUCGUGAUGACACAAACAUUAGAAAAAAAAAAUGAUCAAAACUUUCUUGAUCCUAUUUUUCGUGAUAUUCUACAACCUCUCAUUGACAAGUUAACAUCUAAAGAAUUGCUACGUCGUUGUUUACGUGGUAUAACUCAAAAUUCAAAUGAAUCAUUGAAUUCUAUAGUUUGGAGUAUACUAAGUAAAUCCAAACAUCACGGAUAUCGUUCCGUCCGAGGUUGUGCUGCUCUUGCAGCCAUGUAUUUUAACUCAGGUAGUAAAAUUUUAAUAAAAUAUUUUAGCCAAUGUGGUGUAAGUGUUAGCAAAACUUUGUUUGAACAUUUUUUGGCAAAAGACAAAAAAAAAUAACAAAUUCAAAAAAAAAAUAACGAACAACGAGAAAAUCGAAUUCAACGAAAAGCUACAGACAGAACAAAUUCAAUUAGAGCUUCAACUGAUGUAGCUGAUUAUAAUCCUAGUGGCUUUAAUUUGCAGUGUUAUGAUUCUUUUAAAAGUUGAAAUAAAACAUGUUUUCUGCCCUUGUUAAUUUAGUCAACAGCAUAUAGUUAUUCAAUGUUGAUUAGAUUGUAUUUUAGUAUGGGCAAUUAUUUACUUGCUGAGUCCGCUAUACUGGAACACUUUCCUUUAGUGUUAUAUAUGGCUUUGUUGCUUAUUUAAUUCUCUAUCAGAUAGUAUAUAAUAUGUAACUAUUUGCUUUACUCAAAGCAGAAAAUAUGUGAAAAACAAGUGGUAGGUAAAAAAUCAUGUUUUUUCUAUUUUCAUGUUCAUGUUACGUGAUAUAUAUUUCUUUUCAUAAGCUCAUAAAGGAGAAAUCUGUUCCGUUUAGUACAGACAGCAUUCGAUGGUACAUCUUUUAGUCGAGACAGAUUUUUUGUAGAAUAUAUCAUAGGCCUGAAAUCGCGAGCAAGGUUUUCAAAAAAAUACUUUUGGACAUGGAAAUCUGCAUUGAUAAAAGAAAACAUGACUUCUAGAAGAUGACUAAUCGAAUCAUUAUGAAAUUUUCAGGAUAGUUAUAACUUUUGAUGCUCUAUAAAAUCACAUUAAAAUGAAGUCACAAUUUUCAAUUUGAAAAAUUUUCAAUAAUGCAUAUCUGUAUGGGGUCAAUAAAUGCUCUAUGUCUUGUGGCAGUCCUAGCUCUGUGAAAAAAAGUCGGACAACUGAAAAAAUUUGAGGAUAUAUGCAGCUUUAAAUGCUCUACAAAAUGGUGAAAAAAAAUUGGGGGUGAGGGGUUGGUAAGCCUCCCCCCGCCCUUAAUUUCAAACCAGAAUUUCUCUUUUUAAUGGAUUUUCUUUUGUUAUUUUCAGCGAAAUGUAGAUGAUGUUUUCAAUUUUUAUAUAGAAUUUACAUAAGAAAAAUUAAUGGUAAUAUCAGCACAAGAUCGUCACCCAAUGCAUGACGUAGAUCAAGAGCAUUUUGAAAGAUUUCAUUUAUGUAAAUCAGUGGGCAAUUGGUAGAUGCUGAACUUGAUUCCAUUCUCAUUCCAUUUUCUAAUCUUUUUUCUGUCGUAAUUUCUUGUAGUAUAUCAAUAGGAGCUAUUGCUGAUCAUUAAGCAAAACGUACAGGAAGUGUUCGUCUACGUGAAGAAGCGCGUCGUAUUCGAAAUAUUGCCAGAUAUGAACUCAAAAGAUUUCGUCAAGAGCAGUUAACUAAACAACUAGCUGAUCGUCACAAAUCUGGAAAAGAAUCAAAUCUAUUUUGGAGUCGAACGA
Molecule: messenger RNA, 1793 nt
Organism: Rotaria sp. Silwood2
Lineage: Eukaryota; Metazoa; Rotifera; Eurotatoria; Philodinida; Philodinidae
Source: the annotation of a GenBank genome assembly